GAUGUUUACUGUUGUGUUUGUUGAAGGAGAGUUCCAACGGGCCUGUAAAGAGGUCUAUGAGGGAGAAGGCCAUCGAACGGCGGACCACCAACAAGGAGCACAACAGCAACUUCAAGGCAGGCUAUGUGCCCAUAGAGGAGGAGCGCCUGCACAAGACAGGCCUGAGAGGACGCAAGGGCAACAUGGCUGUCUGCAUCAUCAUCUUGCUCUUUCUGCUGGCACUCAUCAACCUCAUUGUGAGUGCCCAAUUACACACAAAGCUCGUCUGCAUUAUGUAAUCAUCCUUGUGUAUCUGAAUUCACUUUUAACUCAGGCUAGUAGCAUGCAUAGCAUCAUGAUAAUGUUAGUAAUGGUUAUGUUAUAUCUAGUUAUGAUUAUGACAAUAAUCAAAUCAAUAUAUCCAAAUAUCUGACAAUUUUUCCAACUCUUAGAUUACUCUAGUGAUCCGGACAGCCUCAGUCUAGCUGAGAUGGCCUGUAAUAGUAAAAGAGAACGGACACAAGUUUACAUCUGCAAAGUUCUGGCACUUUCUUUAUUCUGAAGAAUGUUUUUUUUUUCUCUUGUUCAAUUGUCUAUUUUCUUGUUCGUACUUUUAAAAACAUUCACAUCAAACAAGUGCACACUUUAAAUUACACAACAUAAAUGCACUUUACCUGAAGCAGAAUUCAAAAAUGUUCCACAAAUUACUUUGUCUUACUCUAUAAUUUCACAUGAAAACCAAAAUGUACUUCACAUUCAUACAAUAGAAACACUUAUAUAUGAAGCCAAAAAUAACUGACUGUUUUUCUAUAAACCUCUACCAAUAUAGAAAACUGACAACAAUACAUUCAGCUUUAAGAUAGUAGCACCUCCGUAAAAUCGUCUCUCUCUCAUGCACCCGCACUGCGUGCACGGCGGGUUUACCAGCUCGUGAGCACAAUUUUACACAAAACCAAUAACAUGUAAAACAAACUAAGAAAUCCCUAACAAAUGGAUUCUUUAUAAAAUCUCCUAGACAAAAUCCAGUACAAGUAAGCUACUCAGUAAACAGUCUCUGUGACUUGUAAUAGUUUCUACCUCAGCUAGCAUCAAGCUAACAUAAAUCCAGUACAAGUACAUCAUGUUUCCAGGCACCAUGUAAGAAUUGAGAACAACUGCGUUUGCUGCUUGUCUCCAUGACUGGUAUGACGGUUGUCCCAGACUCUCAUAGCUAAACAUUUCUCUGGGCCUUCCAGUGUGCGACCUUCUCACAGGUAAGUCUUCCUUUCCAUUGACCUCUUGCCGCUGUACUAGCACAACAUCUUGGAGUUUCUCCUGCACUUCAUCCUCCACUCCAUGCUGUUCAAGUCCUUCAGACUGUUUCUGGAUCUGUUCUAUUUCCUGUGCCACUGUAGGUCUGAACUUCUGAGCAGUAGCUUGCAGUCUGGUAAGCCACUCUGGUUGACUUGUUGUGGUCUGACAUCACUCUGAUGGACCUGAGGACUGUGCUGGUAAGUAUAGUAGCUUUCCUCUUCAUCUGAACUGUCAGAUUCUUGGUCAAUCAUGUUACUGUUUGUUGUCUGUUUUUGUCUUGGUGUUGUUCUUUUCACAGGUUUGGUUGGAGUGUCUUGAUGCACUGGCAAGUCAUUUACAGGUAACAGGAGGUUACGGUGCAGCACACGAAGAGCUUUGUCUCCAGAUUCUGACUGGAUCUUAUUCACUGGACCCUCUCUAAUUCUCUCCACAACUCUGUGUACUGUCUUCUCCCAGUAAGCACAGAGUUUCCCGGGGCCACCUCUUUCCGAUAGGUUCCUCACAAGGACUCAAUCACCUGGCUGUAGAGUUGCACCUUUGACACCUUUGUCGUAGUACUUCUUCCCUUUCACUGAGGACUUUUGACUGUUCUCAGAAGCUAUUUUGUAUGCGUCUUGCAUCUUUGUUGCCCACUUCUCUGCGAAUGUUUGUUGGGUUCUUGUCACUGUUUCUGGUUUGAGGUUGAACAGUAGAUCGAUAGGAAGGGGCUCUGCCAUACAGCAGGAAAAAUUGUGAGUAUCCCAUUGCCUUGUGCCUUGUACAGUUAUAGGAAUGGACGAUGUUUGGUAGAUGGUCUUUCCACUCUGUCGUCUUCUCUUCUUGCAGAGUACGGAACAUCUACAGGAGUGUUCUAUUCAUCCUUUCCACAGGGUUCCCUUGUGGAUGGUAUGGGGUAGUUAGAGAGUGUGAGAUCCCUGCAAGCUGUUGGAGUCUCUGGAACAGGUUGUUCUCGAACUCUCGCACUUGAUCGUGGUGAAGCUUACUAGGAUAGGCAAACCGAGGUCUUGGAAUAUCUUCUCAGCUGCAGUUUUUCCUGACUUGUUCUUCGUUGGGUAGGCCUGUGCAAAGCGUGUGAAAUGAUCGACCAGUACAAUAAUAUAUUCAUAGCCUCCUUUGCUUGGCUCAUUGUGCAUGUAGUCGACGGAGAGAAGCUCAAAGGGUGCACUGGUGGCGAGAGAACCCAUAGGUGCUUUCUCUGGAACACAGGGAUGUUUCUUGAUACAUGCACACUGUCUGAUCACAGUCUUCUACUUCAUGCUGCAUGAAUGGCCAGUAAAAUCUUUCCCUGACUAGAUGGAUCACUUUGUUUGCUCCGACGUGGCCCAUGUCGUCAUGUAAGUUCUUCAGCACCACUGAUUUCAGCUUGCUGGGUAGUACCAGUUGCUUUCGUUGUCCAGCCUGUCUGUACAGGAUUACAUUUUCCAUGACCAACUUGUUCCACUCAUGGACUAGUCUCCUUAUUUCUGGUCCCAUGAGCUUUCUCUCUUUCUCAUUUGGAUUCCAUCUUUUGUUUUUCAGUGAGAUGAUUUCUCUGAUUGCAGCAUCCUCGAAUGUGCAGCCUUAAUAUCCUCUGGUGUGAUGGCAGGCACGCCUUCAGGUGACACACCACCCUCUCCAGAGUUGACUUGCAGCGCAGCCACCCAUGGGACAUCCUCAUUUUUCACUGCUCUGCUUCCUUGCCAUACCGUUGAGAUGACUUCUGGUGGCAUAGAUUCUGUGUAUUCACCCAUGUGGUUGUGGAGAACGACAGGACAACGAGAUAGUGUGUCAGCGUCUGCAUUCAUUUUCCCAGGCCUGUAUUUCAGGUCGAAGUGGAAGUCGGCCAACUCCCCGACCCAGCGGUGACCUACUGCGUUGAGUCUAGAUGUGCUCAGAACAUAGGUCAAAGGGUUGUUGUCUGUGUAUACGGUGAAGAUGGGUGCAUAGUAUAGAUAGUCUCUAAAUUUGUCACAGAUCGCCCAUUUAAGUGCUAAAAACUCAAGUUUGCCAGAGUGGAGGUGGUCGUUUUUCUCUGCUGGAGUUAGUGUUCUGGACCAUACCCGAUUACACGUAGUCUCCCGUUUUGAUGUUGGUAAAGGACAGCCCCUAGACCCUCCUUGGAAACGUCAGUGUGUAACACAAAUUGUAAGUCACAGUCUGGGUAUGCUAGUAAGGGUGGAUUGGUUAGCAUGUCCACCAACUUGGCUAUGAUGGCUCUGUGUACAGCCGUCCACUGGACUGGUGUCUUGGGAUGCCGUUGUCCAUUGCUAACCUUUUUGGCCUGGGUUUUUCCUCUGGUUGAUUUGGGCUUGGCAGUUUUCCCCUUUUCUUCUGAUGGACUUUGUAGCAGCUCAAAUAGGGGUUUGGCCAUCCUGGAGAAAUCUUGGUUGAACGACCUGUAGUAGCCGAAGAAUCCCAGCAGUGUUCUGACCUCUCCAACUCUCUGUGGCUCCCUCUCCUUUAGCCACAACACAGCCUCCAAGUCUUUUGGGUCGAUUUGUACUCCAUCGCUGGAUACGAUCCGACCUAUGUACAGUUGAAGUCGGAAGUUUACCUUAGCCAAAUACAUUUAAACUCAGUUUUUCACAAUUCCUGACAUUUAAUCCUAGUAAAAAUUCCCUGUUUUAGGUCAGUUAGGAUCACCACUUUAUUUUAAGAAUGUGAAAUGUCAGAAUAAUAGUAGAGAUAAUGAUUUAUUUAAGCUUUUAUUUAUUUCAUCACAUUCCCAGUGGGUCAGAAGUUUACAUACACUCAAUUAGUAUUUGGUAGCAUUGCCUUUCAAUUGUUUAACUUGGGUGAAACGUUUCGGGUAGCCUUCCACAAGCUUCCCACAAUAAAUUGGGUGAAUUUUGGCCCAUUCCUCCUGACAGAGAUGGUGUAACAGUCAGGUUUGUAGGCCUCCUUGCUCGCACAUGCUUUUUCAGUUCUGCCCACACAUUUUCUAUAGGAUUGAGGUCAGGGCUUUGUGAUGGCCACUCCAAUACCGUGACUUUGUUGUCCUUAAGCCAUUUUUCCACAACUUUGGAAGUAUGCUUGGGGUCAUUGUCCAUUUGCAAGACCCAUUUGCGACCAAGCUUUAACUUCCUGACUGAUGUCUUGAGAUGUUGCUUCAAUAUAUCCACAUAAUUUUCCUUCCUCAUGAUGCCAUCUGUUUUGUGAAGUGCAUCAGUCCCUCCUGCAGCAAAGCACCCCCACAGCAUGAUGCUGCCACCUCCGUGCUUCACGGUUGGGAUGAUGUUCUUCGGCUUGCAAGCAACCCCCUUUUUCCUCCAAACAUAACUAUGGUCAUUAUGGCCAAACAGUUAUAUUUUUGUUUCAUCAGACCAGAGGACAUUUCUCCAAAAGGUAGUAUGGCUUUUUUAUGGCGGUUUUGGAGCAGUGGCUUCUUCCUUGCUGAGCGGCCUUUCAGGUUAUGUCGAUAUAGGACUAAUUUUACUGUGGAUAUAGAUACUUUUGUACCUGUUUCCUCCAGCAUCUUCACAAGGUCCUUUGCUGUUCUGGGAUUGAUUUGCACUUUUCGCACCAAAGUACGUUCAUCUCUAGGAGACAGAACGCAUCUCCUUCCUGAGCGGUAUGACGGCUGCGUGGUCCCAUGGUGUUAUUACUUGCGUACUAUUGUUUGUAGAGAUGAACGUGGUACCUUCAGGCAUUUGGAAAUUGCUCCCAAGGAUGAACCAGACUUUUGGAGGUCUACAAUUUUUUUUCUGAGGUCCUGGCUGAUUUAAUUUUUUAUUUUCCCAUGAUGUCAAGCAAAGAGGCACUGAGUUUGAAGGUAGGCCUUGAAAUACAUCCACAGGUACACCUCCAAUUGACUCAAAUGAUGUCAAUUAGCCUAUCAGAAGCUUCUAAAGCCAUGACAUCAUUUUCUGGAAUUUUCCAAGCUGUUUAAAGGCACAGUCAACUUAGUGUAUGUAAACUUCUGACCCACUGGAAUUUUGAUACAGUGAAUUAAAAGUGAAAUAAUCUGUCUGUAAACAAUUGUUGGAAAAAUAGCUUGUGUCAUGCACAAAGUAGAUGUCCUAACCGACUUGCCAAAACUAUAGUUUGUUAACAAGACAUUUGUGGAGUGGUUGAAAAACGAGUUUUAAUGACUCCAUCCUAAGUGUAUGUAAACUUCCGACUUCAACUGUACCUCACUUGGCGUCUGAAGACUUCACACUUUUUCGGCCGUAGUUUGAUACCGUGCUCCUCAUCUGCCUAAGCACUCUUCUCAGGUCUUCCACAUGUUGACUGAACAUCUUGGAAUAGCAGAGAAUAUCAUCCAGAUAUGGAGAACAACAGUCGUCUCUCAUGCCCUCUAGAACUCCUUCCAUACACCUCUGGAAAGCGGAUGUGGCGUUGGUCAAACCAAAGGGGAUGCGGACCCACUCAUAUAGCCCCCAGGGGAUGCUGAACGCGUUGGCUUGUCUUGAGCUUUCAUCCACGGAGCCUUGAUGGUAAGCGCUGCCUUGGUCGAGUAUCGAGAACCAUGUGUAUCCCCCUACGUUAUCCAGCAGGUCUUGUAUCCGUGGCAACGGAUGAUGGUCAGGGAUGGUCUUGCGAUUCAUCUCCCUUAAGUCGACACAUAACUGCAGGCUGCUGUCCUUCUUGCGCACGCAGACCACCGGGGAUGAAUAUGGAGAUGUGGAUUUCUUGAUCCAGCCUCUCCAGUAGGUUUUGGACAUAUUCUUUCACCUCUUUGUAUAGAGGUUUCGGAAUGGAGUUGUAACUUUUCUGGACAAGAGUGUGAUCCUUCAAGUUGAGUUUCAGCUUAAGGUUUGGAAUGCAGCCGAUAUCUCCAUCUUCCUGUGCGAACACAUCAGAUUAUUAUGACUAUUUCCUGUUCCUCUUCCUGUAGAUGUUCUAAGUCAACAGGUGGGUGCCAUUUUUCUCUGAACCCAACUAGUGUGUGACUCUCUUUUCUCUGCUCACCAUUGUGAAUCUGAGUGGAGCAUAAGAAAGCAUCACUAGACUGACUCACAUGCUUCUUCUGACAGUCAGGUGCUGUGAUGACAGGUCUGAUGUCAUCCAUCAGCUCUACCCAACCCAGCACUGUUCUCUGAGAGAGAUGAAUGUCAUGUUGUGUGGAGUUCUGAAUUGGAAUCUUUACCACCUUCGAGGCUCCACAGGGCACAUCCACAAGGCAUGGAAACAGCUCCAAACCUUCUGGGCAAUGGCUGUCCAUGGCUGGCUCGAACAUCAUUGUUCCUCCCUCUGGCCAGGCUCUGAUUCUACGUUUCACCUCAGCUAUUUGACCUGUAGGAACGGAAAGUCCUUUCUUUCCCACUUUUACCAAACAGUUAAUUGAAAUUUCAUCAUGGGUCAUCACUUUAAUGGCAGAGACCAUGGUUUCAACAGCUUUUUCUUUUACAUUCAUCACCUCACUCAAAGAAGAUGAUCGUGUACUUCGGGAAACAGCAGAGGGUGCACCCCCCUAUCCACAUCGACUGGACCGCAGUGGAGAAAUUCCUUGGCGUACACAUCACCGACAAACUGAAAUGGUCCACCCACGCAGACAGUGUGGUGAAGAAGGCGCAACAGAGCCAACCCUUUCCUAACGUGAUAACACCUUGACAAAGUUGUUUAAUAGCAUGUUAUUACAUAUUCUUUCGAUAUUAGAAAGGUUUGAAGUUCUGUUACAUACCUGUAAUAGUGAAGAGAACGGACACAAGCUUACAUCUGCAAAGUUCUGGGGCUUUCUUUAUUCUGAAGAAUGGUGCGCUUGGCCAGAACUUGCUGUUUCCCCUACUACCACAGUGCAACAUCGCCAUCUAUUGGCAUGAUGGACUACUAAUGCUCAAGCAUGUAGAGCAUACCAUUUAGAUUAAUUAAGACAAAAAAACAAAUUGGUUAAAAAUAAUAAUAACAAUAAAGGGGUGUCUGUUUUUUGUGACUUUGUUUUCAACCCAUUACACAUGGCAUCAUGAUAAUGUUAGUAAUGGUUAUGUUAUAACUAGUUAUGAUUAUGACAAUAAUCAAAUCAAUAUAUCCAAAUAUCUGACAAUUUUCCCAACUCUUAGAUCACUCUAGUGAUCUGGACGGUGAUACGAAUCGGGCCCAGUGGUUGUGACAGUAUGGAGUUCCAUGAGAGUGGGCUGCUGCGUUUCAAGCAGAAGGCAGACAUGGGCGUGGUCCACCCACUGCACAAGAGCACUGUGGGAGGCAGGAAGGACCAGGACCUGGUUAUCACCGGCAACAACAACCCGGUGAGCUUAGGCAAAACACAUUCACCUAGGCAACACACACAACACACAGGCACAAACACAGAAUAGAUUCAGAACACACAAAUGCAUUGUUUAACCAGUCUAUACAUACACACAUCCCCAAUACCCAAAUAUAAAUAUAUUAACCUUUUACUGAGUUGGCUAAAUCAGGGUCACACAGAGUGUUUCUUGGUAGUCUUAAACAAAUCUACUUUGAAACAAAAUUAUACACCUCACACACAUGGUUAUGGGCUUAAAAAAAACAAGACACUUUACACUUUAUAUACAUCACAGAAGACUGAAAUAUAACAAAAUCAUUUGACAUAGAAACACCGGAUUUUCAGCUGGGUUUAAAAAAAUAAUGUUUUAAUUAUGAAAUUAUGAAAAGUAUUAAUAACGUUCCACCCAUGAGGCCACUAGGUCAUUUGUGUCACGCCCUGACUUAGGGGACGCUUAUAUGUUGAGUCAGGGUGUGUAUAUUCUAUGUUGUGUAGUUCUAUGUUUAUAUUCUAGUAUGUGUAUUUCUAUGUUGGCCGGUGUGGUUCCCAAUCAGAGGCAGCUGUCGCUCGUUGUCUCUGAUUGGGGACCAUACUUAGGCAGCCUAUGGGCACUAUUGAGUUGUGGGAUCUUGUUCCGUGUGAGGUAUGUUGUUUGUGUACCUUGGACUUCACGUUUCGUUUAGUUUGUUGUUUUGUCGUUGUUUAUUUGUUUCAAAUAAACAUGUAUGCAUAUCACGCUGCGCCUUGGUCUGACCCGUCUAUGAACGAACGUGACAGAAGAUCCCACCAAACGAGAACCAAGCAGCGUGCCCAGGCGGAGAGAGUAGCCAUGUCACAGGUGGGCAAUUGGUGGUCAUGGGAGGAGAUAUUUUCGGGAAAAGGACCCUGGGCGAAGCCCAGGCAGGAGAGGAGCAACGGCAACACGGAAGCCGGCCGAGGAGGAGGCCCGAGAAGCAGCCACAAUAAAAAAAAUUGGGGGGGCUAAAGGGGUGGUCGGGGAGCGAGAGAGAAGAGCCCCGACCACUGCACCCGGUUGGUUUUCAGAUUGGGUCCCUACGACCAUGGGAAGAGGAGUGGGAACAGUAUUAUACUGAGAAGUCGGAGGAUGACGACGACGACGAGUUUCUGUUCCCUAACUCGUGGGGGCUCCCGGAGGAGUCCUCACGGGAAGAGGAGUGCCGACGACGGAGACCCGAGAGGCAACCCCAAGAAAACAAUUUGGGGGGGCACACGGGGUGGAUGACGAGGCAGCAGGAGGCCGUGGAAGGGCGAAUCUGCAGGUUAGGAGAGGAGGCCACCAUGUUACGGGGGCUAUUGGUUCAGAGGGAGCAGGAGUUAUUCGGUCAGAGGGAGGCGCUACAGGAGGCUAAAAGGGAGAAGGAAAGUGUAGUGGCACGGCGAGAGGAGCUGGUUAAGCAAGUGGUGCGUGUCGCCAGUCCGGUCCGGCCCGUUCCUGCUCCCCGCACUAAGCCAGUUGUGCGUGUUCCCAGUAUGGCCCGACCUGUUCCUGCUCCUCGCACCAAGCCAGUGGUGCGGGUCGCCAGUCCGGUCCAGCCCGUUCUUGCUCACCGCACUAAGCCAGUGGUGCGUGUUCCCAGUACGGCCCGACCCGUUCCUGCUCCUCGCACCAAGCCAGUGGUGCGCGUCGCCAGCCCGGUCCGGCUUGUUCCUGUCCCUCGCACCAAGCCAGUGGUGCGCGUCGCCAGCCCGGCCCGGCCUGUUCCUGCUCCUCGCACCAAACCAGUGGUGCGUGUUCCCAGCCCGGUCCGGCCUGUUCCUGCUCCUCGCACCAAACCAGUGGUGCGUGUUCCCAGCCCGGCCCGGCCUGUUCCUGCUCCUCGCACCAAGCCAGUGGUGCGCGUCGCCAGUCCGGCCUGGCCUGUCCCCACUCCUCGCACCAAGCCAGUGGUGCGCGUCGCCAGCCCGGCCCGGCCUGUUCCUGCCCCUCGCACCAAGCCAGUGGUGCGCGUCGCCAGCCCAGCCCGGCCUGUUCCUGCUCCCCGCACCAGGCCAGUGGUGCGCGUCGCCAGUCCGGUACGGCCCGUUCCUGCCCCUUGCACCAAGCCAGUGGUGUGCGUCGCCGGCCCAGCCUGUUCCUGCUCCUCGCACCAAGCCAGUGGUGCGUGUGUCCAGUCCGGCACGGCCCGUGCCUGUUCCACCGGUGCCUGCUCAGCUGCUCCACUCCGGAGCCAGAGCAGUCCGCUCCACUCCGGAGCCAGAGCAGUCCGCUCCACCGGGGUCCAGUCCAGACCCAGACGUCAGCCCCUCUCCAGGUUCGGGGUCUCCCACACCAGGGUCCAGACAGGGCUUGGAGUAUAGUGGGAGGAAGGAGAGGGGAAGCAGCGCGCCGAGGUCCAGACCAGACCAGGGGCGCAACAGGGAGGCGAAGAGUGAGAGGUCGUCACGCCCUGAGCCGGAUCCGCCUCCGAGGCGGAAUGCCCACCCGGCCCCUACCCUGUUAUGUUUAUGUUGUGCGGUCGGAGUCCGCACCUUUGGGGGGGGGGGGGGUACUGUCACGCCCUGACUUAGGGGACGCUUAUAUGUUGAGUCAGGGUGUGUAUAUUCUAUGUUGUGUAGUUCUAUGUUUAUAUUCUAGUAUGUGCAUUUCUAUGUUGGCCGGUGUGGUUCCUAAUCAGAGGCAGCUGUCGCUCGUUGUCUCUGAUUGGGGACCAUACUUAGGCAGCCUAUGGGCACUAUUGAGUUGUGGGAUCUUGUUCCGUGUGAGGUAUGUUGUUUGUGUACCUUGGACUUGUUGUUUAUUCGGUUCAAAUAAACAUGUAUGCAUAUCACGCUGCGCCUUGGUCUGACCCGUCUAUGAACAAACGUGACAAUUUGACUGCAAGGAAAGGGCUGAGAUGGCCUGUAACUGUAUGCUCUUCCAGGUGGUGUUCCAGCAGGGCUCCACUAAGCUCAGUGUUGAGAAAGAGAAGACGUCCAUCAUCAGUGACAUGGGCGUAUCCUUCACUGACCCCCGCACUCAGAACACCUUCUUCAGCACAGACUUUGAAAACCACGAGUUCCACCUGCCCAAAGGAGUCAAAGUACUCAAUGUGAAGAAGGCCUCCACAGAAAGGGUAUGUUCCAGGGCUUCAGAAGCCAUCAAAUAAAACAUGUAAUAAAACCGUAGGAUUGCCAUUGCAGCACCACAAAGUGUGUUGCUGUAGAUCAAAUACAUUCUAGAAUCCAUUCCUGUCAUUGAUGAAAAUGUAGAAAAAUCCCAGAAAAAGUGGUAGAUCUCUGAAGACUCUAUCUUUCAGAUCACCAGCAAUGCUUCCUCUGACCUGUCCAUUAAAGGGGACAGCAAGGCCAUCAUCCGCGGCAACGAGGGUGUCUUCAUCAUGGGCAAGACAGUGGAGUUCAGGAUGGGAGGGGACAUCGAGCUCAGAGCUGUGAGUGUUACCCCUUACCAAAUUUGUAAUACAUGUAUACUAUUUUUAAAGUCUAUAGUGUACUGCAUUCCAUUAACAAAUAUGGUUAACAGGGUAUUUCCCUUUGCAGGAGAACAGUAUUGUUUUGAACGGAUCUGUGAUGGUGAGCGUCACUCGCAUGCCUAACUCCUCAGUGGGAGCCAAUGUGUAUUUCGACGAGGGUCUGUUGAGGUACAAGCUGUGUAUGUGUGCAGACGGCACUCUGUUCCGUGUCCAGGUGAAGUAUCAGAACAUGGGCUGCCAGACCUCAGACAACCCAUGUGGAAAGGCCCACUAAAGAGACUGGAACACAAACUGAUGUUACACCAUCCAUCCUCUCCUACAAUCAACAGAUGGUCUGGCCAACCAGUGUUGAAAUACCAUAGAAUGGUGUACAGUGCAUACUCCAUACGCAUUCAAAAUGUAGCACACCCAGAAACACUCUAUUUUUUAUGGUGGC
This is a messenger RNA of Coregonus sp. 'balchen', 11299 nucleotides long. The record is from the annotation of a GenBank genome assembly. Lineage: Eukaryota; Metazoa; Chordata; Actinopteri; Salmoniformes; Salmonidae.